AGCAUCCCCCUGGAGAGGGGCCCUUGGGUGCGCCCCCGGCUGCCCCCUGAGGUGUGGGGGGGCCCCCGGGUGCGGAGCGGGGUGGGGGGGCCUCCAGCAGCCCCCCAGCGCCUGCACAACUACAUGGACGCACAGUACUACGGCACCAUCUCCCUGGGGACCCCCCCCCAGCCGUUCCGCGUCAUCUUCGACACUGGCUCGGCCGACCUCUGGGUGCCCUCAUCCCGCUGCUGCCUGCUGCACCUGGCCUGCUGGCUGCACCCCCACUACUACUCGGCGCUGUCCCGCACGCACCGCCCCAACGGCUCCGAGUUCUCCAUCCACUACGGCAGCGGCAGCCUGCGGGGCUUCCUGAGCCAGGACACACUGCAGGUGUCCAACGUGACGGUGCCGGCGCAGACGUUUGCUGAGGCGGUGGCGCUGCCGGGGCUGACCUUCGCCGCCGCGCGCUUCGACGGCGUCCUGGGCAUGGCCUUCCCCAGCGCCGCCGCCGGCCCCGCCGUGCCCGUCUUCGACAACAUGAUGCGCCGCGGGCUCUUCCGCCACAACGUCUUCGCCUUCCGCCUCCGCAGGCACGGUGACCGGCCCCAGACAUUCCCAUGUGUGCCCCGAUACAGCCCCGAUAUGGGCCUGAUAUGGCCCUGA
Oxyura jamaicensis (ruddy duck) is the source of this 645-nucleotide messenger RNA. Its product is annotated as cathepsin D-like. Gene Ontology annotation, biological process: proteolysis. Gene Ontology annotation, molecular function: aspartic-type endopeptidase activity. The transcript has 4 exons. The record is from RefSeq and is a predicted model, not a curated record. Bases 124 to 645 code for a protein of 173 amino acids. Lineage: Eukaryota; Metazoa; Chordata; Aves; Anseriformes; Anatidae.